CGGGCGCUGACACAUCUCACUCUCUCAACCACGUUGCAAACUCCUCCUCCGGUAGCCUAGUGGCAUUGAAGAAGAGGAAUUUGGGGAAAGAAAAGGAAGAGGCGGCGGCGCCCGUAGUGCCCCAACGGCCCGUAGCCUUGGGCUGGAACAGGGAAAGCGCGAAGAAAUAAAAGCAAAACCGACCGCGGGGCGCAGGGGACGCCUAGCCGCCACGCCACGGCCUUCUUGAGCGAAGCGUGACCUCCCAGCACGACUGCAGCCCACGGCGUCGAGAAAACAAGCAGACGAUUCAUUUCCCACGAGCCGCAAGUCGGACCCGCACUGGAGUAAUACUUUCUCUGAAGUCAUGCUAGGCAGAAUUGAAGAAAUGUUUGUGGUAGCCAUAGAUUUCUUUGCAAACUGAAAGCUCAAAGAACUUGGACCUUAUCUUUUUUGAGGAGUAUCCAGCCCUUAAAGGCUUCCUUGGAUGAUCUAAGAGAUAUACAGCUGUUUUGAAAAAUACCCUGAAAUGUGAAGUUUUCCCUCCCUCUUUUUUCUCAUAAGAAGUAGCAAGGAAUUUUAGUAACUAUGGAAUUUUGCUGAUUGCUGAGUGGAGAUCCUGAGUUUAAUGUAACAGACUAACUUUAGUAUUAAAAAUAUUAUUGACUCAAUUUUUUCUAUUAUUGUUUGAGCAAGUAAACAUUUAAAAAUGGAUAAAUAUGAUGAUCUGGGUUUGGAAGCAAGUAAAUUUAUAGAAGACCUCAAUAUGUAUGAAGCCUCCAAAGAUGGUCUCUUUCGAGUAGACAAAGCUGUUGGGAAUAACCCAGAAUUUGAAGAAACCAGAAGAGUUUUUGCUACAAAAAUGGCCAGAAUUCAUCUUCAGAAACAACGAGAACAAGAGGAGCUGAUGCAAGGACCCUCAGGGGCUUCAAAUGGUGGAGUUGGUUUUGGUGCUCAGCUUCCAAGUUAUUCUGUAGCCAGGGACACCUCAGAAACAAGUAAAUUGCAUUCAGGAGAAAAUGUUGCUAAGCCCCCUUUGGCUGCAUCAUCAACCGUGUGCGCAGGUCAUCAGCUUGCUUUCCCAAGCCAGCCUCAAGGUCACAGUGAUGGAGAGCGAACAAAAUUAUAUCAAGAUGACUAUGGAUAUAAUGACAAUCUACGGGGUUCAGAAGCUCCUGGAGGACUCAGUUGCCACAGACCAGGUCAGAUGAACCCAUGUAGUUCUAAGGCAGUUCUUCCUUCACUGUCAUGGGAUGAGCAUAGCAAUGGUGAUAAUCAAACAGCUAUUCAAGGAAGGAGGAAAGAUGCUGGUAAGCUUUGCAGCCAGAAAUCCAAUAUGGGCUCCCAUUUAUGGUCAAAUAUUGGCCAAGAUGAGUCAUUGCAGAGAAGCCCUACAAAACCUCACACAGAUCUUCAUCUAUGCCAACAAUCCCAGAGCCCUUACAGAACUUCAGAAAGUGGGUAUGGAAGUCAGGAAAGUGGAAAUGAAGGUUCCGGACUUAGUAAGAGCUGUAGCCAAAACCGAGUGUGCCAGAGAUCAUCAUCUUUUUCUCAUGCUAGUACCCCCUUGUCGUCUUCAGUUGGGAUUGGUGAUGAAUCACCCAUGAGAUAUUCACAGCAGAGGUCUUCCUCAUGUUCUGUUUCAUCAACACAUCCUUCUCAGAGUCUUUCAAAUCAGUCUGUUAAUUUUCAUCCAAACAGAAGCAGUGAUGACAGCCAUUCAAGACACAGUGAUAGCACUCAACCUCCAAUUUCUACUCCAGUACCUUCAAGUGCAGAUUAUCAGCAGCACAAUAUUCAUCCAUACACUUCAGAUCAUUUUGUAGUUCAUGGUCAAAAUCACAGGCUUGCUUCUGCUGGAUCUGGCCUGAGUCUUGAGCAGGAUUCCAUCACUGCAGCAUCUCAUGGACCAAUGAUUUCUGAUGUUCCCAAAUCUCCUUUUAAGGAGGGUAUCACCAUUCAGCAGCAUGACUCUGGUCACCAAGAAAUGUCUGGUUCUGCAAAAAUAAAAUUACCCUGUCAGAUGCUCCUUCCACAGCAGGAACAAGGGCCCUCUACUGCUGAAUUAAAAUUAGAAGCUCUUACUCAGCGCCUAGAGCAGGAGAUGGAUGCAUGUCCCAAGGCUGACUACUUUGGAACCUGCGUGAAAUGCAAUAAAGGUGUAUAUGGUGCGAACCAGGCUUGCCAGGCAAUGGGGAAUCUUUACCAUGAUGGAUGCUUCACCUGUGGAGCAUGUAGCCGAAAGCUGAGAGGGAAAGCCUUUUAUUUUGUUAAUGGGAAGGUAUUUUGUGAAGAAGACUUUCUGUAUUCAGGCUUCCAGCAGUCAGCUGAUCGGUGCUUCAUAUGUGGCCAUUUGAUCAUGGAUAUGAUUUUACAAGCUUUGGGGAAGUCUUACCAUCCGGGCUGCUUCCGUUGUGUGAUUUGUAAUGAAUGUCUUGAUGGAGUACCAUUCACAGUAGACAGUGAGAACAAAAUCUACUGUGUCAGAGAUUACCACAAAGUUUUGGCACCAAAAUGUGCAGCUUGUGGUCUUCCCAUUCUGCCAACUGAAGGAUCUGAUGAGACUAUCCGUGUGGUGUCAAUGGACAAGGAUUACCACGUAGAGUGUUACCGCUGUGAGGACUGUGGAAUGGAACUAAAUGAUGAAGAUGGUCAUCGUUGCUACCCACUAGAUGAACAUUUGCUUUGCCACUCUUGCCACCUUAAGCAUAUAGAGAAAGGCACCAGUCCUGUAGCUUCCUACUGGCAUCACUAUUAAUCAGUACUGCUGAAGUUCCCAGAAGCCUGUCAGAGGAGCUCAUCGAUUUCUGGGGAACAGCCAUUUCCCUCAGCUGUGUGGGAGUGAAGACCUUUUAUGUGCAUAGGAGACUGACAAAAUACAUAAAGUAACAUCCGGAGUAAUUUGUAGUUUCUGUGCCCUUAGGCUGAAAAAUGGGGAAGGGAUGAAAUUAUUUCUUUUGGAUCAUUUGAGAAGAACCAUUAGAAGCAAAUCAUGACACACUGCUUUCCAAUUUGUAGACCUUCAGAUCUGUAUGUAAGUCAGUAAUCUUUUUAUGGUUCCUUCAUGUCCUUUGUGGAAAUAAAAUAGAUGUUUCAUCAGCUGGUCCUGUUGGUCACUAGCCCUUUAGUUUUUAGCUCUGGAAAUCUCUUGGAAUACAUUAUCAGUGUGUUCUCUUAGUGAGCUUAAUGACAGAAAGUUAACAUUUUGUUUCCCUUCUGCCUCCCCUUUUAUGAUUUGAUCCAAACUCUAAAAAUUGCACACGUUUUGAAAAUAAUUGAUCUAGUAUUUUCUCCAUUUCAUUUAGACCCCAGCCCUUCUACCCAAUGUCAGAAAUGAGAUGGCACUGAUAUAUGAAAUACGAGGUAGUCAGAAUCAGCCAAGGAGACAGUAGCUGCUUUUAUAACUUUAAUUUGAGCACUUGGAACAAUGUGAGAUGAUAUGAACUUUUAAGAUAAUUUUUUAGAGAAACACUGCAAGAAAUAGAAGUAUCUCUACAGUACUGGAGGAGGAAAAACUAGUGUCUGUAACAUUCUUGUUGAACCCCUGUGCCUUAAAUCACAGAUGUUACAUUUAAUACUUGUGAAAUUAAAUCUUGUGUACUUCUGGUUACUAAUUCUUGGGAUAAACCUAAGCAGAUACAUUAUUGUUAAUUUAAUUUUUUUUUGCCCCAGAUGUUUAUCAUUUGUCCGUAUACAACCCAACUUUACUGUGUGCCAAUAAACUAAUUUCACAUCA
Messenger RNA from Candoia aspera, 3715 nucleotides. RefSeq names its product LIM domain containing 1 (gene LIMD1). Gene Ontology annotation, cellular component: nucleus; P-body; transcription regulator complex. Gene Ontology annotation, molecular function: transcription corepressor activity. The coding region runs from base 689 to 2737 and encodes 682 amino acids. Lineage: Eukaryota; Metazoa; Chordata; Lepidosauria; Squamata; Candoiidae. The record is from RefSeq and is a predicted model, not a curated record. The transcript has 9 exons. Gene Ontology annotation, biological process: positive regulation of miRNA-mediated gene silencing; negative regulation of hippo signaling; response to hypoxia.